This is a messenger RNA of Rotaria sordida, 1236 nucleotides long. Lineage: Eukaryota; Metazoa; Rotifera; Eurotatoria; Philodinida; Philodinidae. The record is from the annotation of a GenBank genome assembly.
AUGUUAUUCAAACGUAAAAAUGUCAUAAUCGAUGAACAAGUUCACUACCAUCAUCAAACACAUUCUAUUUACAGAAAUCCUCAUUCAAUCCGAUCUCGUUGGUCCAUUAUGAAAUCACAAGAUUUCCUUGAAAACAGAUGUGUUAUUUCUAUUCUGACAGUCUUACGUGUUUUGACAAUAAUUCCAUACAAAUGUAUAGUGACAGUAUUACGAACAAUUGUUGAAUUAGGUAAUUUUUCUUCUUUAACUCAUUCAACUGGAAAAGAACAUUAUAGUUGUGAAUAUGGUUCAAUUAAAUAUUACAUUUAUUGUGGUAUUGCUGGAAUGUUAAGUUGUGGUAUAACACAUACAGCACUUGUUCCAAUUGACCUUAUCAAAUGUCGUUUACAAGUAAAACCACAAAAAUAUGUGAAUCUCAUUAAUGGUUUUAAAUUAACUAUUGCAGAAGAAGGUUUCUUUGGUUUAACCAAAGGUUGGGCGCCAACAUUAAUUGGUUAUUCUUUACAAGGUCUUGGAAAAUUUGGUUUUUAUGAAGUAUUUAAAAAUUUUUAUGGUGGAAUGCUUGGCGAAGAAAAUGCUUAUAUUUAUCGAACAACACUUUAUUUAUUAUCAAGUGCUUCAGCAGAACUUUUUGCUGAUAUUGCUUUAGCACCAUGGGAAGCAACAAAAGUACGAAUACAAACACAAGAUAAUUGGGCAUCAUCUUUAAGACAAGGUUUACCUAAACUUUAUGCUGAAGAAAGACUAUGGGGAUUUUAUAAAGGUAUUGUACCAUUAUGGCUUCGUCAAAUCCCAUAUACAAUGAUGAAAUUUGCAUGUUUCGAACGUACUAUUGAAGCACUUUAUAAAUAUGUUAUACCUAAAUCACGUGAACAGUGUACAAAAAGUGAACAAUUAGGUGUAACAUUUAUUGCUGGUUAUAUAGCUGGAAUAUUUUGUGCUAUUGUUAGUCAUCCAGCUGAUACAAUUGUAUCAAAAUUAAAUAAUGAAAAAGGUCUUAGUUUAUUUGAUGCUGUACGACGUGUUGGAUUUGCUGGUUUAUGGAAAGGUCUUGGUCCACGUAUUUUUAUGAUAGGUACAUUAACAGCUUUACAAUGGUUUAUUUAUGAUACAGUUAAAGUCAUUUUUGCAUUACCACGACCACCACCACCACAACCGCCACUGUCAUUGCAGAAAAAAUAUGGUUUAACUGGUGAUAAAGAACCUUUAAUAUGUGAUUUAAGUGUGAAAACUUGA